Messenger RNA from Saprolegnia parasitica CBS 223.65, 2409 nucleotides. RefSeq lists its product as hypothetical. The transcript is spliced from 2 exons. The coding region runs from base 1 to 2409 and encodes 802 amino acids. NCBI's taxonomy places the organism in Eukaryota, Oomycota, Saprolegniomycetes, Saprolegniales, Saprolegniaceae. The record is from RefSeq and is a predicted model, not a curated record.
AUGGCGUCGCAGCCGCAGUUCGUGCCCUUGGCACCACGCCGCCACCGUCUCACGCCCCUCGCUGCAUGGCUCUGGCUCGGCGGAAGCUUGGCGGCUGGCGUCUGGUAUUUAACGCUUCUCGCGCCGCAUUUUGCCAACGACCUGUGGUGGGCCCACUACAAUACGAGCGGCUCGCAGGCGUUCUUGAUUGACGCUACGAACGCACUCCUCGAGAGCCAAUCCGUUGACAUUCUCGCCGUCACGAUCGCCAAGUCGUACGCCACGGACGUGACGUACACGACGCGCCACCCGACGUAUGCCUCGCGACUCUUGCUGACCUCGCUCACGUCCCUCAAGUUUGCAAUCGCGAAUCUUCGCAACACGUCGGCAGCGUACGCGCUCUGGCUCCCGACGCAAUUUUGCUAUGUCGAUUUCGGAAAAGUGUGGGAAAUGGCGCAGACGGACGCGCGCCAAGCGCGGUGCGCGGCCAAAUACACGGCCAACGGCGCCGUGUACCUCGAGACCGUCCUGCGCAACGUCGAGAGCUGGUCGUCGUUUCUAGAGCUCUAUGGUGGCGACGGCAACAUCUUUACGAUUGGCCUGCAGCUCGCUCUGCAAGAAUCAGCGACAGGCUACGCAUGGCUCGACGCGACGGCCAAUGUUUCGACGUCGAUUGCCGACGAAGCGAAGCUGUGGCGGUCCGCGGGUCUCAGCUAUUUCAAGUUGCAGUGGCAAAAUUCGGUCCUCUCGGGUGUUACGGAAACCAUGGGUGUGGUGAACGCGCUCGGCGUGCGCCAACCAAUUUCGCUCAAGCAAGAAUCGCAGUCGGCGGGUCCGUGGACGUCGCAGAUCUUCAACGGAUAUCUCUACAACAAUCUGUACAUGCUCGUGUCGGGCUGCAACGCAAGCCUGAUUCGAAGCAGCAGCCUCCAUUUUACCAAGGUGCCAUGCCUCUAUCUGCAACCCCCGGUCUUUGAGAGCUUGCUUGGCCUCUCCGACGCCAACGGCCGCUAUGUCGACCAAACCGGUGUCAUUCAUGACCGCCUCGGCGCCUUCUCGUCGGUCGACAUGUGGGUUCUCCCUGUGCCCGCCACCCUGCAUGCGCUUGUUGACAGUGCUCAGAUCGUAUUGGCCGACAUGCUCGCCUCGAAUGCGACACUCGCAGCCGCCUACGUGGCGCUUCGUGGCGGCGCACUCAUGCCGACGCCGCCUGCGUUUCGCGGUGCGUAUGUAUACUAUGGCGGCAACCCCCUCUGCCUCCACGGUCUCGCGCAAACCUAUGUCCAAGCUUCGUUUGCGACCACUGAUACGUGCAACACCCCGCUCCCGCUCACAAUUCAAGUCAGCGUGGCGGCUGCGCUUUGGGGGCUACGGUUGACGGCGCCGACAACGAUCGAGGACAUCUGCCUGAACGACACGGCGUGCCUCGACCUGCUCGCGCCAAUGCACCACCUGGCCAGCGACCUGCCCAAUGGGACGUCGCUCGCUGCCCGCCGCGAUCUCGAAGCACUGGAUAUAAGUCUUGUCCAGCUGGCUUCGGAUGCGAGUCAAAUCAACUAUACGCUGCUCCGACAGCCGCUGCUUGCGCGCUCGUUUGCGUUCUUUGGCUGGGUCCUUCUCUCCGACUGGGUCCUCGGCGUCCGCGAAGUCGUGUCCUUUGAAGGCGACAACGCGACACUCGUCUUGAUAUCGGAAGCGUACGACACCACGUCGACUGACCCGAGCGCAACGACCGUCGGGCGCGCGACCACCGUCGUCUUCUACCUCGUGGUGUACGUCUCAGUCAUCUUGGUCGUCGUCGCCGUUGCCUGUAGCUUCUUCGGUCUGCUCCAUCGCGCCGACCCCCGCCAUCUCGUUGUGUUUCACCGGGUGGCCGGCGCGACGUGGGUCGGGCGACCCCUCCUCUUUCUCCGCGGCGCGUCCGCAAUCGUGCUGCUGAGUACGGCGCCAAUGGCACUCACCACGUCGUUUGGUCUUAGCCGCUUUGCUCACGCGCCGCGAGGGUUUCUGGAAGUGGCCGUCUUGGCGAGCGAGGCGACGUGGAUCACGUACGUCAUAAGUGAAGUCGCGCUCCUGGUGCCACUCGCUCGACCCCAUGCGACAGGUCACCUCAGCGCAGGUGUUGUAUGGGCCCUCUACGUCUCGCUCGAGAUGACGUUUCCUGUCGAAAUCCAAACGCAGUUGCACCAAGUGUGCACGGUGCAGUCGAUGUACCAUCAGCUUCAGUGCACGAGUGCAACCGUGACGAUUGGCAGCUACGCACGCGCGUGCUGGCUCCUGCUCCUCCCCGUGCUCGUGGUCCCAAUGACUGUCCUUGUGAUGGGUAUCGCAGACCGCCACCGGCCCUCGGCACCAGCAUCGAACGACGUCCAGUUAUCGUGUCGCGUUGCUUCUCGCUGGCUUGUACCGCGGCGCGCGCGUCACCUUUAA